CAAUGGUUAUGUACCAGUUCAUCGAGGAUGAACGCGUCAGGAAUGUAACCAUGAGGAAGAGGAAGGCGAGUCUAAUGAAGAAGAUGAAUGAGUUGAAGAUUUUGUGUGAUGUUGAUGCAUGUCUUGUGAUGUAUGAAACCGACGACAGUCCACCUGAUGUUUGGCCAUCUCCUUCUGAAGCACAUCGAGUGAUUCAAAGGUUUAAUAAAUCGCCAAUGUGGAGUCCUAAUGCUCUGCAAGAUCACUCAGCUUAUCUUGAGAAACAAAUAGCCAAAAUGAAGAAACAGUUGGCAAAGGAAAAGGAGAAGAACAUGAAACAUUUGAUGGUGAAAUGUUUGUUUGAUGAGAACGCACUCAGUGAGGUCAACAAUCAAGAGGUUUUGGAUGGUGUGCGUUCUGCGAUUGACAGUGAGAUUGAAGCGAUUGAUGAUAUGAUCAAGGAAGCUCAAGAGAAGGCCAAGAAAAAGAUGGUUUUUAGAACCUUCUUUUAAGAAAAUGUCAUCUGUAUGCGAUCAAAUCGUUAUGUUCUA
This is a messenger RNA of Helianthus annuus (common sunflower), 530 nucleotides long. Its product is annotated as agamous-like MADS-box protein AGL80. Gene Ontology annotation, biological process: positive regulation of transcription by RNA polymerase II. Lineage: Eukaryota; Viridiplantae; Streptophyta; Magnoliopsida; Asterales; Asteraceae. The transcript has a single exon. The record is from RefSeq and is a predicted model, not a curated record. The coding region runs from base 3 to 491 and encodes 162 amino acids. Gene Ontology annotation, molecular function: DNA-binding transcription factor activity, RNA polymerase II-specific; protein dimerization activity; RNA polymerase II cis-regulatory region sequence-specific DNA binding.